GAAAACCAUUUUGUAAAUGUCGUUGACGCGGAAAGGCGGCGGUUAAGAAGUGCCUUCCAUAACGGUUCUACAACGAGUUAGAGGAGAAUCCCAGAACACUGCGAUUAGAAAACUAUGCGUCGCCCGAAAUUUUCAUUAAAGAAAUAUUUUUAUUUUACGCUCAUUUGUGCACUGUUGUUAAUAUUCGGCUUUAAUUUACGAGAACAUGAAAUCUGGAAAUCGAAAAGCGCGCCGCAGCAAACACAAGCACGCUCGCCGGAGGAGCAAGCAAAACAACCGUUACAAUACUACACGCAUUCAUCCUCCAAUAGUUUGGAGCCGGGUAAGCGCGCAGCAGGGCGACGGGCAGAGGGUAUUGGCGAUGGCGGUGGCGGCGAGGACACCGAUAACGACGAUAGCGCAGCUGCGCGCAGACAUGCAAAUAUAAUCAGCACCAGUAAUACGCUGGGCGGGGGCGAAAGCAUAAAUAGCGGCGAGCAAAGCGAGCAGCAACAGCUGCAAUUACAUCCAGGGCAGGUGCCACUGGAACCCACCUCAACACGGCCUUGGUUCUUCCGUCAAGGUGAGUACUAUCCAAAGCCGGCGCGAACUGGGCCUACGCGUGAGGCGCAUGGCAAACGCGGCGGAGGUGGCGCAGGCGGAACGGGACAUGGCAAGAAGCAUAAUCCGCGUGGCGCACGCCUCUUUCCCUACCAAGAUCCGCACAGUGAUCGCAUCGUCAAUCAGUUGAUGUAUGUGCCGCCGAACUAUGAGAAAGUGCGCGCUAGCGGCCGACUGAAAGUUAUACUGCUCUACAAUGGAUUGGGUCCAUGGAAUGUGAAGCAAGGGCGUGAUGUCUUCCUUCGCUCGAAAUGCCCUGUGGACACUUGCGAACUGACAUCGAAUCGCGGUUAUGCUGACAAGGCCGAUAUGAUAUUGUAUAAGGAUCAUUUCAUACCGACAGGCCUAGGCAGACCAUUGAAUCCGAGGCAAGUUAGCAUGUUGUACUAUCUGGAAUGUCCGUAUCAUACACAAAACGUUAAAGUACCAGAUGCUAUAAAUUGGACGGCCACCUACAGGCGUGACAGCGACAUUGUAGCGCCCUAUGAAAAAUGGGUUUACUACGAUUCGAAAAUCCAUCAAGCCGAGCAGGAUCAUAACUAUGCUUUGAAUAAAACAAGAAAAGUUGCCUGGUUUGUUUCGAAUUGUGGCGCACGCAAUGGACGUUUGCAAUUCGCGCAUGAGCUGCAAAAAUAUAUUGAU
Rhagoletis zephyria (snowberry fruit fly) is the source of this 1242-nucleotide messenger RNA. RefSeq names its product glycoprotein 3-alpha-L-fucosyltransferase A-like. Gene Ontology annotation, molecular function: fucosyltransferase activity. Lineage: Eukaryota; Metazoa; Arthropoda; Insecta; Diptera; Tephritidae. Gene Ontology annotation, cellular component: membrane. The record is from RefSeq and is a predicted model, not a curated record.